AUCCCCGAGCGUGUGAAUGAAUGUGUGCGAGUAGCUGGGCAUGCGGAUUAAAAUCCUGCGCGCCCUGCGGUUCGGUUCAGGCGUGUCCCGAGCUCCCCGGACGGGUCCUGUCAGCUGAGCGUGUUGCGGGCCCAUGUGGUUCGGAUAGUUCCAGAAGCAGAGCGACUCGUCGGGUUAUUCAGUCCGGUUUACAAACCGCUAAGAGACAUUGAUUACCGGGGCGCUGACUCUCACACACACAGAGACUGCCUAUUAUUAAAAACUAACAAGAAAACGGGAAUAGGAUUUGCAUGCCGUUCUGCAGUCACGACAAAGAAUAACAACGCAGCAGAGUCAAACGAGCGACAUUCUGUAACCUGCCAUUUCCAUUAUCGCUUUACUCAGCCAGUCCCAGAGCCAGACACACAACUAACCCGCAGACAUGAUGCUCAGUGCGGCCAGAACUGCCUCCCAAACUCUCCUGCAGACCCGGGCAGCCUGCACAAGGAGCGUCGCCUCUCUCGCCAUGAACAAGGGAUGUUGGAACGGACUGAGUCGAGAUGUUCUCAGAACAGUAUCCAGACGUGACUAUGCGUCAGAAGCAAUCAAAGGGUCAGUUAUAGGCAUCGAUCUGGGAACCACCAACUCCUGUGUGGCGGUGAUGGAAGGCAAACAGGCAAAGGUCCUGGAGAACGCCGAGGGUGCCCGCACCACGCCCUCAGUUGUGGCAUUCACUGCUGACGGCGAGAGGCUGGUGGGGAUGCCAGCUAAGCGCCAGGCUGUCACCAACCCCAACAACACCCUGUACGCCACCAAGCGCCUCAUCGGACGUCGCUUUGACGACGCAGAAGUGCAGAAAGACCUUAAGAACGUCCCCUAUAAGAUAGUCCGUGCUUCUAAUGGAGACGCCUGGGUGGAGGCUCAUGGGAAGCUCUACUCCCCCAGCCAGGUUGGCGCCUUCGUCCUCAUGAAGAUGAAAGAGACAGCAGAAAGCUACCUGGGUCACAGUGUGAAGAAUGCUGUGGUGACAGUCCCUGCUUACUUCAACGACUCCCAGCGACAGGCCACCAAGGAUGCUGGCCAGAUCUCCGGGCUCAAUGUGCUGCGUGUCAUCAAUGAGCCCACCGCUGCUGCUCUGGCCUACGGGCUGGAUAAGUCCCAGGACAAAAUCAUCGCUGUGUAUGAUCUGGGAGGCGGGACCUUCGAUAUCUCUGUCCUGGAGAUCCAGAAGGGUGUGUUCGAGGUCAAGUCCACCAACGGAGACACCUUCCUGGGAGGGGAGGACUUCGACCAGGCCCUGCUGAGACACAUCGUCAAGGAGUUCAAGAGAGAGUCCGGUGUCGACCUCACCAAGGACAACAUGGCCUUGCAGAGAGUCCGGGAGGCUGCUGAGAAAGCCAAGUGUGAGCUGUCCUCCUCCCUGCAGACUGACAUCAACCUGCCCUACCUGACGAUGGACGCCUCGGGUCCCAAGCACUUGAACAUGAAGCUGACCCGCUCGCAGUUCGAGGGCAUCGUGGGCGAUCUGAUCCGCAGGACCGUGGCUCCCUGCCAGAAAGCCAUGCAGGACGCCGAAGUCAGCAAGAGCGAGAUCGGGGAGGUGCUGCUGGUCGGGGGCAUGUCCCGCAUGCCAAAGGUGCAGCAGACAGUGCAGGACCUGUUCGGACGCGCCCCCAGCAAGUCUGUGAACCCCGACGAGGCCGUGGCCAUCGGAGCCGCCAUCCAGGGGGGCGUGCUGGCCGGGGACGUGACGGACGUGCUGCUGCUGGACGUCACCCCCCUGUCCCUGGGCAUCGAGACCCUGGGGGGGGUCUUCACCAAGCUCAUCAACCGCAACACCACCAUCCCCACCAAGAAGGGCCAGGUGUUCUCCACAGCAGCUGAUGGACAGACGCAGGUGGAGAUCAAGGUGUGCCAGGGAGAGAGAGAGAUGGCUGCUGACAACAAGGUCCUGGGGCAGUUCACUCUGGUUGGGAUCCCCCCUGCACCCCGCGGAGUCCCCCAGAUCGAGGUGACCUUUGACAUUGACGCCAACGGGAUCGUCCAUGUGUCAGCCAAGGACAAGGGCACCGGCCGCGAGCAGCAGAUUAUAAUCCAGUCAUCUGGCGGCCUCAGCAAGGAUGACAUUGAGAACAUGGUGAAGAACGCAGAGAAGUACGCUGAGGAGGACAGGAGGAGGAAGGAGCGCGUCGAAGCUGUGAACAUGGCCGAGGGGAUUGUUCACGACACAGAAUCUAAGAUGGAGGAGUUCAAGGAACAGCUCCCUGCCGAUGAGUGCAACAAACUGAAAGAAGAGAUCGUCAAAGUGAAAGAGCUGCUGGCCAGGAAGGACUCUGAGACGGGUGAAAACAUCAAGCAAGCUGCGAGCACCCUGCAGCAGGCAUCGCUCAAGCUCUUCGAGAUGGCCUAUAAGAAGAUGGCAUCUGAUAGGGAGGGCAGCAGCGGCGGCAGCAGCAGCUCUGGCAGUGAAGAGAAGAAGGAGGGGCAGCAGUAGAGCCCCUCACCACGCUGAAUUGCCCUGGGGCAUCCACACCUGGGGGCUGAAGAAGCUUGGGCGCGCAUCGACCAUCUGCUCUCCUGAGCGAAUAACACGCACGAGUCAUUCUCGUAUACUGUGUUUUUGCAGUAUUCUAUACAUAGCUGUUUUUUCUGUUCUCUCGUAAUUGUGUAAUUUAGUAGUUCAGAAGUAUAUCUUUUCAGCAUUUUUAAAGAUGUUUUCUUUUUUUUUCGUCCUGUUGUAAAAAUGAUGAAGGUGGUAAUUAUGGUACGUUGUCUAGAAUGUCGCUUGGGUGAGUUGCACUCAGGAUAGACCUCGCUUUGUCUGGUCCUGUCUUUUGCAUACUUCUGUUUGAACUUAAAUUAUUUAAAACCACCAGAAAGGACUGUAACAGAGACACUGCGAGGAGCGUCACAAGGUGUGGCCGUUUCUGCCCCUGUCCAGCUCCGAGUCUGCAGCAGCAGCAGCAGCAGCAGCAUCAUAGUAACAAAGAAACAAGAAACUGAGCUCCAGAUUCCUGCCACAUUCACACGUGAGCUCUCGCAGCUGCUGCAAUACUGCCCUGCAGUGCAGCUCUAUUACCAACAUGUGUCCCUCUCGACCUGUCUCAGUUACAACUCUCUUCUUUAUUGUACAGUUUAAGAAACUGGAUUUAUUAAAAUGAAUAUAAUGUAAGACCAGCUGUCCACUAUAUUAAUGCUGGUGGGGUCUUUAUGGGAAAGGUGUGCUUGGUGACAGGCUUUUCAUAAAGCAGCGACCGUCCUUCUGUACAGGGUGAUUUAUAAACGCCAUGUCAUGUGGGAAGCAUGGGCAGCAGAACCCCGGCAGUGCCUUGUCACAGGGCUGUUCCUUUAUCACAGUCUGGGAUGCCUGCUGUGGUCUAUGCACGGUCUGGCCUGUGAUCAGUGAAUGUUCCUGUACUUAUGGUGUGUUUGUAAAUUGCCAUGUAGAAAAAAAGGGAGAGGGGGGAGAGGGAGGGGGUUCUGGGUGCUAAUCUGAACACGGAAUACUGUUCUAUAGUUUCCUGUGAUCCCUCUUUCUGCAAGGAUUAGUGCAGCUUUAUCCCACACAUUUUAUAAAGACAAAGCAUGUGACCGCUCUUAACAUGAAAGUGAAGCUCGUCUCUGUGACAACAAUCUGUUUAGAUUAGAUAUUCUGCAAGAACAUCCAUGUAGUGACAUUUUAUUUAUAUAUAUAUAUAUAUAGAUGCACAGUUUUCAAAAUGCAGAAAUCACUAGUAUGAAGAAAGGCAGUUUCUUUCUAGUGCUAAGAUAAUUCCUUUGUGAGUGUUUAAAGGUAAAGCUGAGCAGAAAUAAUAACUGAUCUCUAAGUUUCAGUUCCUGCUGCACACUGCAGGGGCCCCUGAGCUGCUGAAGGUUCAGAGUGGGGUUGUGGCUGGGCUGAGCUAAUGGCUCUGCUUAUACAUUAACAUUGACGAGGGGGUGAGGUCUAAGUACCGUGUUGGGAGUUCAGGAGUCACGGAAUCGCAUCCUAUUCUUCUGCAACAUUACAUAGUAACAAGAUUGGUUUUUUAAUAAAAUCUGAGAUUCAAACUCUUGAA
Molecule: messenger RNA, 4037 nt
Organism: Acipenser ruthenus (sterlet)
Lineage: Eukaryota; Metazoa; Chordata; Actinopteri; Acipenseriformes; Acipenseridae
Product: stress-70 protein, mitochondrial
Exons: 17
Coding region: 422-2473 (683 amino acids)
Biological process (GO): protein refolding; cellular response to unfolded protein
Cellular component (GO): cytoplasm; mitochondrion
Molecular function (GO): heat shock protein binding; misfolded protein binding; ATP binding
Source: RefSeq, a predicted model, not a curated record